CCAGGAGAAAAUCCCACCACACAACGUUCUCCAGGAGUGAAUCACAUUACACAAAUAAUACAUCAUAGAACUUAUCAUAUAGAGAGAUCCUGGGAUUUCUCUGAUCCUGAGGAUUCUUCUGAUGAUCCACAUACUAUUAUUAUUGAAUCUCACAGUACAGAUAAAUCAACAGAUCCAUCUAAUCCCGAGGAAUCUUCCUUAAACCAUGAAGGAUCUCACACAGGAGAACAUUCCUUGUCAUCUACAGGGUGUGGGAAUUCUUCCAAAGAAACCAGAGAGCCCCUUACACACCAGAAAAGUCAUAAGAGUGUGCGUACUUUCUCAUGUCCAGAGUGCGGGAGAUGUUUUAAUGUGAAAAGAAACUUUCUCAAUCACCAGAGAACUCACACAGGUGAGCGUCCUUUUUCAUGUUCAGAGUGUGGGAAAGGUUUCAUUCAGAAAUGGGUCCUUCUUGUUCACCAAAGAAGUCACACGGGUGAAAGUCCUUUUUCAUGUUCAGAGUGCGGGAAAUCUUUCCCUAAGAAAACACAACUUGUUUUCCACCAGAAAAUUCACAAGAGCGAGAGUCCUUAUUCUUGUUCAGAGUGCGGGAAAAGUUUCAAUCUGAAAAGAGGUCUUGUUAAUCACCAGAGAAUUCAUACUGGAGAGCGUCCUUUUUCAUGUUCAGAGUGUGGGAAAUGUUUCCACGUAAAAGCAAAUCUUCUUACUCACCAGAGAAUUCACACAGGCAAACGUCCAUAUUCGUGUUCAGAGUGCGGGAAAACUUUUGUUCGGAAAGACGUACUUAAUAAUCACCAGAGAAUUCACACCGGCGAGCGUCCUUUUUCAUGUUCAGAAUGCGGGAAAUGUUUCCACGAAAAAGGAAGCCUUCUUAAACACCAGAGAAUUCACACGGGCAAACGUCCAUAUUCGUGUUCAGAGUGUGAGAAAUGUUUCAGCGAAAAAGGAAACCUUCUUCAACACCAGAGAAUUCAUACGGGCAUACUUCCAUAUUCGUGUUCAGAGUGCGGGAAAUGUUUCCACCAAAAAGGAUACCUUCUUAAACACCAGAGAAGUCACACGGGCAAACGUCCAUAUUCGUGUUCAGAGUGCAGGAAAACUUUUGUUCAGAGAGAAGGACUUCUUCUACACCGGAGAGUUCACAUGGAUGAACAAAGGAAACCUUCUCCAACACUUGAAAAUUAACACGGGUGAGCGUCUUUAUUAUUGUGUAGAAUGCAGGAAAUCUUUCCCUAUUGUGUAGAAUGCAGAGAAAUUUCUUAUACACCAGAGAAGUCACACGGGGAGCGUCCUUAUGCAUGUUCAGAGUGCGGGAAAUGCUUCAGUCAAAAAAGUGCCCUUGAUCGACACCAGGGAAUUCACAUGGACUAACCACCUUUUUUUUAUGUUUAGACGGACCAAUGGGGAGUGUGAGAUUGUGUGUCCUUCCUUAUAGUCAGAAUGUAUAAAAUGUUUCUGUUAAAGAAAAUCCCUUCUUGGAUCCCAGAAUAUUCAUAAAGACUAAUAAAGUUUUUGUGUUCACAUUGGCUUAUUUGGAGGCGUGGCCAAAGUACAUUGUACUAUGAUGUCAUAGUUAUAGAUCUGCAGGGAUUGAAUUAUAGUAAUACGAUCCUCUAAACAAUGCUGACUUGGUCCCGCACUCACACAGGCCCCACCAUAGAGUACGACAACCCAUGGACCAUACUUUUUAUUGGUUGCUAUUAGCCAAUAUACUGUACAUCUUUUUUCUUUACUGAAGGAACUAACUUUUUAUUGGACCGACUAAAGUCAAAUUAUUUUUGAAUUCAAAUUUUCUUUUUCUUCAGCUAUGCAAGAUUUAAUUUAGAUUAUCUUUUGUGUGUCAAUAAUGUAAUCUGAUUUUCUAUAAUAAACAAGAAAGCUCUACUCUA
Messenger RNA from Rana temporaria (common frog), 1889 nucleotides. RefSeq names its product oocyte zinc finger protein XlCOF6.1-like. The record is from RefSeq and is a predicted model, not a curated record. The transcript has a single exon. NCBI's taxonomy places the organism in Eukaryota, Metazoa, Chordata, Amphibia, Anura, Ranidae. The annotation marks the transcript as partial.